Messenger RNA from Schistosoma haematobium, 4277 nucleotides. RefSeq names its product DNA-directed RNA polymerases I, II, and III subunit RPABC3. Lineage: Eukaryota; Metazoa; Platyhelminthes; Trematoda; Strigeidida; Schistosomatidae. The coding region runs from base 196 to 561 and encodes 121 amino acids. Gene Ontology annotation, molecular function: DNA-directed RNA polymerase activity. The record is from RefSeq and is a predicted model, not a curated record. Gene Ontology annotation, biological process: DNA-templated transcription. Gene Ontology annotation, cellular component: RNA polymerase III complex; RNA polymerase I complex; RNA polymerase II, core complex. The transcript has 2 exons.
UCCUCCCUCAUCACAUGUGAUUGCUGGUUGAAUGACCUGUGUGGUCGCGCUGUUGAAAGAGCACGUUUCUGUCGUUUGACCUUGAAAUUGCCCAUCUUAACCUUCCGGGAGUAUUAUUGACUGAUUGAUGUUGAUAAAGAUGGAAAAAAGUUUGACAAAGUAUCAAGAUUGUUUUGUGAAAGUGAAUCAUUCAAGAUGGGAUUGAUUUUGGAUAUUCAUGCCUUAAUAUAUGGUCUUUCAAAGGGUGACAAGUUUCGAAUGGUGCUUACCAAAACGUUGUUGAAUGAACUGGGGACGGAUGCUGAUGACGAUGAUGAAGACGAUGCAGCAGAUGAAACUGAUGAGAAGCUAGCGAACAGCAAGAUGGCGGAGUUCGAUUAUGUAUGUUACGGGAAGAUUUAUCGGAUAGAAACCCAAGAUAGUGGAGUUGACUCGAGUAGAUUGUCAUGUUAUGUGUCUUUUGGUGGAUUACUCAUGCAACUAACAGGAGAUGCUAGCAAUUUGCAAGGUUUCCGUGUCGGAAAACAUUUGUAUUUAAUGAUAAAGAAGUUGGCAUUUUGAAUUCAUGAUUGUCUUUUUACGUGUACAUAAACCAUCAAGUCUCUCAUCCGUUGGAAAAACAGCCAAAAACCUGAUAUUUAUAUUCAAAGAUUUCUCUUGCCGUAUUUUUCAACUGUACUUAAAUUUGAGUUAUUUAUUAGCUGUUGUGUGUUGUUUACCUUAAGGACUAAUUAUCCCCUUAGAUUCAAGCAAAAAUGCAGUGUCUCUACAUCUUUUUUUUGGGUAGCCGGGUUCGCAACAUUCAUCCAUUAUUGGAUUUGUCUUAGCCUAUUGCUAAUUCGCUGCUGGGGUAGUAUGAUGGAAAGCUUGCGUAUAAACAUCUGAGAUAAAGAACAAGUGAAGACGGGUCAUUCACUUAGUGAUAAUAUAAAACAGGUUUGUAUUGAAUCGUGAGACCAACAAUACUCCGCGUUAUAUGUAUAGUAAUCCAAGCCGACCUGACAGUCGAGGCUAAAAUGUUACAUCUUGACUAGUUUAAGUAUUUAGUAGUUUGUUAUAAUCGGGCACAUAACUACACCUCAAUCUCCAUUAAACAAACUACUACGUAUCCUCUCGAUUCGAGAAGACCAUUUUUAUGCAGUGAUAAAGCGAACUGAAACGGUGAACAUGAGUCUUGAGCGAUAAUGUUCUUAAUACAUAGGACAAAACAUCAUGUUGCCCAGUCAUUUGCCUUCCCAAACACAUCACCGUUAGAACUAAUAGUAGGACAAAGACUUCGUCAAGUAGACGCUUCAGACAGUGCUUGUCUGUUGAGCUACAUGGCUUAAUUGCAGAGUCUUCGUUGGUGUUUUGGAAAACACCAGAGUCUGCUUCAUACAUAGACGCAGUCCCCCUAAAACCAAUAUCCUCUAACUUCCAUGGGGCUCGAUACAGUACUCUUAUCCCAAUCAAUAUCCAAAGGGCUAAAUCACAAAUCAAGCCUGACUUUCAGGUGGUAUCACUACUUUAAUCUUGUUUAGUAGCGCUAACUUAGGUUAGGUGUUUCUUUUUUGGCCGUCUACUCGGCAAGAGUAUUAGAGGUUAGUACAGAAAGUUUAGCUUCAAGUACAGUAAAGACUGCAACCCCAGAUUAGAGUGCAAAACGUAGCGUGCUUCAUCAACAUGUACUAAUAGUUUGUUGAUGGAACUUGUAGUUUUACAUUAAGGUCGUCUACCACAGUUCAUAUGGAUGUGGGCUCUAAUUUUUAAACGGAAUAUCACUUUUGUAUACCAUGUUCACACAUUUUUAUGAUUCUCAAUAGGCGCAAAGCCCAAGAACUGGAGACUGCAGAUUACCAAGCUUCUAAUUGUGAUUUCGUAUCAUUUGAUAAUCACGGAACUAGAUCGAUAAAAUCUGGUCAUUACCCGACUAGAUGGUAUAAUACAUUGGUCGGUUAGUAUUUACGGUUCUUACCAUUAAAUGAAAAGGUUAGUUGACAACAGGAUGAAAUCGAUGCUGGGUAGGUUGCUUGUGUGCGUUUACUAGGUUCAUCCGGAGACUACAGCUUGAAAGACCUAGCGACACCCCUUGCUUCAAGAUCCUGUGAUAUUUUCAUGGUUUCAUAUCAUGAAAAAAUUGUUUGCAUCUAUAUGUUCGAAAAGAAACUGAUGAAACCCGUCAAAUACAAAUUUGUAUAUUCGGCUUUGAACCUUGAUGCAUGUGACGGUAGUAAUGCUACCCAGCCGUCCAGACCGGAGUAGAAGUCAAACUUGUUGUCUAAUGGUUAAAAGUCGCACGUCUUGGCCACUAAGUCAUCGCUAUAAUAAGAAAAUGCAUCGCACUAUGAACACAAAAUACCAGUUUUGUGGACUCGUGCGAUGGAGAUUUGCGGAAUGUAAAACAGUCUUCAACUGCUCUUGUAGAGCUGUCUUCUGCAUAGUUACUGGCAGUAGGGACAUUCAAACAACACUUCGUGAGGCAUUUGAUGAGCCGUCAGGCAUUAUGAAGGUGAGCUUGCAGUUGGUUCAAUACCUCGAGCGAGACCUUUUUUGUGUGAGUCCAAAUGAUUAAAAUGAGUACCAAAAAAACAGCCCUCUCAUGUUAGCUUUCACAGUUGACUUGAGCAAAACUCUAACUUAUGUGCUACUUAAUAAUUCGACAGUGGCAUUGCUCUUCAAAUAUGACCCAACUGAUAACUAACUUGGAAAAUGAUUCGCUUUCAUGCGAUGGUUCUUUCUUGAAAGAUUCUGGUCAGUAUUUCUGUAGAAAAAUGUUAUCUCAACCCUAACAAUGAAUUUAGGCUAAGAAACGAAGUGUCGAUCAGUAAAGUUACAUACUUUAUGACCUUUACAGCCUUCAAUUUCCAAAGAAAGACGUACAGACAAAUAAGAACAGCGAUGAAACCAUCAUCUCAACCGUGAUAAAUAUAAUUGUAAAUAGUUGGAAGAGCCAUAACAUUACGAACACAUUUAGUCCCAAGUGUUCUAGAUAUGUGAAGGACCAAGUGCUUAAAAUAAAGUUUGGAUAUGAAGUUCUAGAUAUUAAUGUUGACAGGAAUUACACACUUACACCGAUAUUUAGGUUUUAAGUUCCUCCAUUCUAUGUUGAAUAAACUAGGUUCAUUUAUACAUUUAGGAAGUGGAACCAAUGAGUAAACUAAUCAAACACAGUAGAGUAAUGGGCAAGGUAAAUAAAUGGCUAUAUUAACUUGAUGAAACUGCCAUAAGAAGGACCAGUAAGUAAUUGCAACAAUGGUAGGCGUGAUAACAGCUAGCGUACUUAGAAUAACCAAUGAUGUAAAACUGCAGCUACAAUUUAGAGAAACAAUGCCACUGUCCUAGAAGUAAUUAUUUUUUGCUUACAAAUGUCGGUACACGGGUCCCUUUAAGGAACAGAUGGUCAUUCAUCAUCAACGUAGAACCUGGCGCACAUAUACACUGUCGGAAGUUGCCAUAUCUCAUUAGUAAGAUAAGAUGAAAUUAUAAAGAUGUUAACCAAAGUAGCAAAAGUAUCAGUGAUGGUAAGAAGAAAUAAUGUAUAACUGUAAAAUAAGAAAUUAGUCCGCGAAAUAAAAGAAUCCCAAAACUAAGUAUGUAAGGAAAGACAAAGAGUGGGUGUACCUACACCUUCUUACUUAACAUUCAUAACUACUAGUUACAAUAAUGCCGCGGAUGCCAACUAUACUGCAAUAUAGCUCAGUUUGAUAGUUAUUCCUCAAAAUAGGAUGUAAUGAAAACCACAUCUGUGUAAUACCACGCAUUGUGGCAAAAGUCUGUUACGCAACAUUAACGAGCACCCGAGGAAUAGUUUCUCCGGAUCAAUACCAUUUACUGCGAAGUAAAAUGUGAUUGGUUUGACCACGAAGUAGCAAGUAGAAGAGGUUGUUUUCCUGAAUGUUCGCCAACUAGAGUGGUUGAGGCCAAAGUUGUGGGUAGUCACUAACUGCUUAAACCACUUUUAGUUCACUUUGUACAUGUUCACAAUUGGAAACGCUCGAGGCAAACUUCUUAGGCACUCAGGUGAUUGGUGCCAAAUUAAUGUGGCAAAAGUAAAAUAUUUAUGAAGUUGCAGUUGUACAUCAACAGAAUUUGGUAAACGAAAAUGUUAUAUCCGAGUGGAGAUUAAAUUACAGGUAACUUCCGAGGACUAUUCAUGGACUAAUAUUCUUAUUGUAUAACUACUCAACAAUUACACUAUGUAUAUUUAUAUCCCUCUUAUGACAAGCUUUAUUUUGGCCUAUAAUUUAUUAUUGUACGAUUUACGGUUCUUAAGUUAUGUUCAGUUUAUUAACUACUGC